Xenopus laevis (African clawed frog) is the source of this 7419-nucleotide messenger RNA. It is a transcript of the gene adamtsl3.S, whose product is annotated as ADAMTS like 3 S homeolog. NCBI's taxonomy places the organism in Eukaryota, Metazoa, Chordata, Amphibia, Anura, Pipidae. The transcript is spliced from 31 exons. Gene Ontology annotation, biological process: extracellular matrix organization. Gene Ontology annotation, cellular component: extracellular matrix. The record is from RefSeq and is a predicted model, not a curated record. The coding region runs from base 204 to 5540 and encodes 1778 amino acids.
CUGGUGCACAGGGAGCUGCUGAAAGUGUAUCUAGGAGCGAGCGAUUCCCAGCUGACUGUCUCUCAUCGGGAUGAUGCCCUGUGUGCGCAGACAGGCCCCGCCAUAAACAGCAGAGGACACCAGUCGCUUUAUCUCUGCUCUAUCCAGAGAUCCUUAAGGAAUAGUUAUCUGCGGCGUGGAAUUGGGGCUCAUUCCCACACAAGAUGGAAUCUGCUUCUGGCCAGUACAGGAGGAGUAGAAUGCCUAGCAUGAUGUUGGCACUGUGGGCAAUCAUAUCAGUAGCUAUAAAGUUCCCUGGUAGCCUGGCAUCAGUGGACCAGGCACAAGGAGCAUACUUCCUCCCUGAAUUUGCUCUGUCUCCUCAAGGGAGUUUCCUUGAAGAUACAGCCGGGGAACAAUUUCUGACUUACCGUUAUGAUGAUCAAACAUCAAGAAUCACCCGUUCUGAUGAUGAUAAAGAUAAUGGCUGGGAUGCCUGGGGAGCCUGGAGCGACUGUUCUCGUACCUGUGGAGGCGGAGCAUCCUAUUCUUUGCGUCGGUGUCUGAAUGGCAGGAGCUGCGAGGGUCGGAAUAUACGAUACAAAACAUGCAGCAAUAAUGAUUGCCCAUCUGAUGUUGGAGAUUUUAGAGCACAGCAGUGCUCGGCACAUAAUGAUGUUAAAUACCAGGGACAAUAUUAUGAGUGGCAGCCGGUCUACAAUGAUGCAACUGCCCCCUGUGCUCUCAAAUGCCAAGCCGUGGGGAAGAACUUUGUGGUGGAACUUGCUCCCAAAGUACUUGAUGGCACUCGCUGUAAUACAGAGUCCCCUGAUAUGUGCAUCAGUGGCAUUUGCCAGGCCGUGGGCUGUGAUCGACAACUUGGGAGCAACGCCAAGGAAGACAAUUGUGGGGUUUGUGCAGGAGAUGGUUCCACGUGCAGGCUGGUUAGGGGACAAGCUAGGCCUCAUGUCUCCUCCGAAAAGAGAGAAGAAACUGUAAUUGCUGUACCGCAUGGAAGCCGCAGCGUGAGAAUAACAGUGAAGGGACCAGCUCACGUCUUUAUUGAAUCAAAAACUUUGCACGGUGAAAGUGGGGAGCAUAGCUUCACCAGCCCUGGCUCUUAUGUGAUCGAAAACACAACAGUUGAAUUUCAAAGGGGCUCUGAGAGGGAGAUACUAAAAAUACCAGGUCCACUCCGAGCUGAUUUCAUCAUUAAGAUCAGGUAUGCGGCUCCUAAAGACAGCAUUGUGCAGUUCUAUUUCUACCAACCAAUUAGUCACCAAUGGAGACAGACAGACUUCUUUCCGUGCACAGUAACAUGUGGAGGAGGGUAUCAACUAAAUUCUGCUGAAUGUGUGGACAUUCGAUUAAAUCGGACUGUUGGUGAUCAUUACUGUAAUUAUUAUCCUGAAAACAAGAAGCCAAAACCCAAACUGAAGGAAUGUAACAUGGAGCCCUGUCCUUCCAGUGAUGGGUUUAAGGAGAUAAUGCCGUAUGACCAUUUCCAGCCUCUCCCACGGUGGGAACAUAAUCCUUGGACAGCAUGUUCUGUGUCCUGCGGAGGUGGAAUUCAACAAAGAAGUAUUGUUUGUGUAGAGGAGACCAUGCAUGGAGAAAUACUGCAAGUGGAAGAAUGGAAAUGCAUGUAUGCCCCUAAGCCUACCGUUAUGCAGACUUGCAACCUCUUUGACUGUCCAAAAUGGAUGGCAAUGGAGUGGUCACAGUGCACUGUGACAUGUGGCCGAGGAUUGCGGUACAGAGUGGUAUUGUGCAAUGAUCACCGUGGGCAGCAUACAGGAGGAUGCAAUCCCCAGCUAAAACCACACAUAAAGGAAGAAUGUGUUGUUCCAGUGCCAUGCUUUAAACCCAGAGAGAGGUUCCCAGUGGAAGCCAAGCAUCCAUGGCUCAAACAAGCUCAGGAGCUGGAAGAGACUAAAACAGCGUCUGAUGAACCAACGUUUAUCCCAGGAGCCUGGUCUCCUUGCAGUGUUACCUGUGGCAGAGGAAUGCAGAGGAGGGAAGUCAAAUGUCGUAUACUGCUGUCAUUUACUCAAACUGAACUGGAAUUGCCUGAUGAAGAAUGUGAGGAGGAAAAACUUGAUACAGAAAGAUCCUGCUAUCUUCUGCCUUGUGAAGGUGAUCCUGGCACUCAGGCAUCAGAACUUCCUCCACACAAUAUAGAAUCUUCUCAGCUGUAUGACUGGGAAUAUAUUGGUUUUACUUUGUGUUCCAGUUCAUGCUCGGGAGGAACACAAGAAGCAAUUGCAGUUUGCCUUAAUAUGCAGACAAAGCAACCUGUGAACAACUCUAUGUGUGACAGUUCAAUGCGUCCACCAGCAAUGGCUAGAGCCUGCAACACAAAGCUUUGCCCACCAAGGUGGAAUACUGGUUCCUGGAGUCGGUGCUCAGCCACAUGUGGUGUGGGAAUACAAACAAGAGAUGUCUAUUGUUCCAGUGUUUCAGAAUCUGGUAAUAAUUCUGAACAAGAGUGUGGUACUGAAAGGCCUUCAGCAAUACAACCCUGCAACCAGAUUGACUGCUCUCCAGCCUGGCAUACAGAGGACUGGCAACCGUGUUCACGGACAUGUGGAGGAGGUGUCCAGAAUCGCAGAGUGACUUGUAAACAGUUGUUGGCAGAUGGGAGCUUUCUGAAGCUUGUGGAUGAACUAUGCCAAAUGCAGAAGCCAGGAAGUCACAAGCCAUGUGGGAAAGCAGACUGUCCCCCGCAGUUAACUACAGGAGAGUGGUCCAAGUGCUCUGCAAAAUGCAGUGUCGGGAUCCAGAGAAGGAAGAUGAUAUGCCUGAAGAUAACAGCCAAGGGCCACCUAAUUCCUAUCAAUUAUUCACAUUGCCAUGGACUCCCUGCCCCAGCACUUGUUAGGUCAUGCCAUAUGGGUGUGUGCCAGACUAAACAACAUAGCCCAAGCAGAGAAAUCAACACAGAAUCCCCAGAAAUCCUCAGCAUCCACCGUGUCUACAUUCAAACUAGACAAGAAAAACGCAUAAAUUUUACUAUUGGUAGUAGAGCGUAUUUACUUCCAAAAACUUCAGUCAUCAUUAAAUGCCCAGUGCGGGGGUUCCAAAAAUCUCUUAUAAAAUGGGAAAAAGAUGGCCAGCCACUGAAAUAUUCCACAAAACUUGGUGUUACAAAGUCUGGAUCACUGAAGAUACAUAACCUAGAGGCGCAGGAUAUUGGAAUAUAUAAGUGUUUUGCAAACUCAGCGCAUGAAACUUUUGUUCUCAAGCUUAUUGGCACAGAUAAUAGACUUCUUGAAGCUCCAACUUUUGAAAAGGAUCACAAUGAAGCCAAUAAUUUAGGAGCAAAAUGGCAUAAAAUGAGCAAAAUGUGGAAAUUAUGGAACAAGAAAAAUAAUUUGUAUCUGGAAGACAGCCAGACACAAGAUGAACUAGUCUUACGAAAUCUUGAAACCCUGGUAAGUAACUCAGCGGAGGUGUUUGGCUCUCAAGACUUUAAAGAGAAGAGAUUGGAAGCAGCAGUUCUACAAGGUGCUUAUAGUAUGGACACAGCUGAGUUCGAAGCUCUAGUCAAAAAUAUGAGUGAGCUUAUUGAAGCUGGGGAAAUAAGUGAUGAAUUUGCAUCGCAGAUUAUCUCACAGGUAGUGAAUGAACUUUCCAAACCUCAAUCCACAACUGAAAAGUGGAAACAACCAUAUGAAAACAACAAAUCAGACACCAGUUAUAUUAACAAAGAACCAUAUGCAUCAGUGCAUUUCCACAUUAAAGACACAGAAGUGGAUAGUGGCAGGCAAAGGCCACAAAUUAUUCGCAAGCAAAAACAUGGUCAAGUAAUGUCCACUAACAGAACCUUGCAUUUAAUUAUUGGAAAUUCUGCCUUUUUUACUAAUAAUACACAGUUUAUCACUAUACAGUGUGCAGUAACUGGGGACAUUAUUACAAAAAUUACUUGGACCAAAGAUGGAGGGCCAUUGACAUCAUCUGAAAAGGUUGCAAUGGAAAACAAUGGGAUAUUACAAAUUCGCAAUCCAAGUGAUAAAGAUGUUGGUUUAUAUGAAUGCAAAGCAAUAAAUGAGUAUGGCUCUGAUAAGGAAUCUUCAAGACUGCAUUUUGCAGAAAGACCUGUCAUCCAAUCGUCUGAAAAGAAUAUCACAUACCUGGAAGAUGGCAGCAUUAUUGCACUUGUGGGUGGUACUGUCAUGGCAAGGAGGGGAGUAAAUGUAAUGGUGCAGUGCCCUGUAAAAGGUUUCCCUCACCCCAAAGUAACUUGGUUAAAGAAGGAAUAUUCUCUGGCGAACAAUUCUUUUCUACUCUCCAACGGUUCCCUAAUGCUCACCAACGUAUCAGAUGGAAAUGAGGGAACGUACUUCUGCAUAGCAACCAAUGCCCUUGGAAAAACGGUAGCAAUGUCUAUGCUUCGAUUAUCAGGUCACAGAAUGCAAGACUCACAAGAUGAACAGUCCAAGGGGAAAGGCAGGCGGAGAAUUAUGAUGGCUUCUGCCAGUGGCACUCAUAUUCUGGGUAAAGCGGGAGACCUCUUGCGUAUAGGUUGCCCAGUGCAAACCAGCCUUCGGAAUGCAAUACACUGGUUUUUUGGAUUGCAGCCCAUUGAAGGAAUUGAAGGGUUCCAAUACAGAGUUCUAGUCUCUGGUCGUGUUCUGGAAAUAUAUCCCUUAUCUGUGCAGUCGGCUGGAGAGUACAGAUGUUGGACUUCGAAUAAUUCAAAGGCGAUGUCGGCUUGGGUGAAUGUCACACUGCAAAGUUACCAUUUAGAAUAUGGAGAAUGGACUCAGUGCUCAGCUCCAUGCGGAAACAAUGGCACCCAGAGCCGCACACAACAAUGUAUUAAUGCCAAGGGGCACAGAGUGAAUGACUCAUUGUGUGAACAUCUUCAUCCUUUAGUGAUUAUGUCUCAGACAUGCAAUAGAAAGGACUGCCCAGCAAGAUGGUUUACAGGUGCUUGGUCUGACUGCAGCACCUCAUGUGGCACAGGAAUCCAGCAACGACAAGUGACUUGCCAACAGACAAAGUCCGAUGGAAGCAUAAAAGUUCUUUCUUCCAGUUCCUGUCAAUAUGCUGACCAUCCAGUGACACAAAAGCCAUGUUCUUCUGAUGCUUGUGUAGACUGGAUUUCUCAGCCCUGGGGGCAGUGUUCGAAUCAGUGCAUUGGACAAGGAAUGGGGUUGCAGCAUCGACAAGUGUUGUGCCAACACCACAAUGGCACUACGGUGCCGGAAGCUUCAUGUGACAGGAAAAAGAGGCUAGCAGCCAGAAAAACAUGUUCGUCUGAAAUGUGUGAUGUGUAUUGGAGGACUGGCCCCUGGAGACCCUGCACUGCUGCGUGUGGUAACGGUUUCCAGUCUCGGAAGGUAGACUGUGUGCACAAGAAGAACAGCAAAGUGGUGGCUGACCAGUACUGUGUGUGGAAACGGAGGCCAACAACUUGGCAGCACUGCAAGGCCACAGCCUGCGGAAAGGGAGAGUGCAAGGACACAACUCACUACUGUACAUUUGUAAAACAUCUUAAGUUAUGCCACAUAGAUCUCUACAAACAAAGGUGUUGUGAAUCGUGUAAUGGAGCAUAACUCUUCUUCUGAAACAAACAAACAAACCCAAACUGAAGAGAUACGAAGAAAUUCUACCAAUGUGUAUAAAGUCUGUACAUAGUAAAGUUUUUAGCCAAAUUGGCACCAAAGGGAUCCAGAUUUGCAGUAUCUAUAACAUAGUCCAUCCUUUGUUAACUAUUCCCUAGGGAUCUCCUGAACACUAACAAUGAAAGCACAUUGUGUGAAGUCUUUUUUGUAACUAACCCGCUUAUGAUGAAAUAGGUGUGAUAUUAGUGUAUGUAACUGAGCGCCACAAAGUGGUUAAAUGGGAUGUGGGUGUAUUGAAGAGGAGCUUAGCUCUCUGGAUGUUGCUACACUUUGGGCUGGCUCGGGAUGUAGGGAACGUUAUGAAGGAAACACCUGUCCUGAUUGAGAGAAUAACCCUUAUAUGCAGAACUUUCAUUGGUAGAAACUGGGAAUAUUCAAUGCUGUCUGAUCAUCUAUCCUCCUGUGCAUUGGCAGGACCUAAACAGAUUUUGUUCUGGAUGUUGUAUUAUAUGAUAUUCUAUGAAGCGAUUUCAGUGGGGAUAUUUCCCAAUAGCUGCCCAGAGCAAUACUAAUAUUGGUCAAAGCAAGUGGUGCUGGAUUAUGUGGAUACCCAGGCUGGUUGACCAACUUAAUUGGCCUAUCAAAUGAAAGUCUCCCUAAAGUAUGUCAUGUGAGGAGACCUAACAACCACUGGAGGAAGUAGGAAGUAAAUUGUCCAUGUUUAUUUUUGAAUCACUUGUCCUGUAGUAAUUAGACAGCAUAUAUACACAAUAUAACCACAGGUCUCAAUGUAUAAACAAUUACCUCCAUCCCCUAACCCAGAUAUAUUAGGGUUAGUAAGUGUUGCACUUGAUUUAUCUAGCUGAAAUGAUGCAUGGAAUGCAAAAUGCAGCGGUGAAAUGUGGGGUUUGGAGUGGUGACAAAACUGAGUAGAAUCACUGGUGGAGAAGUGAAAUCCUGCCAGAAACAGAAUGAACUGGGAAAUGGCAGAAUGUUCACUGAAUAGAAUCACUGGUGGAAUAGUAGAAUGUUCUUAUGAAUAGAAAACAAAAAUGAUGAAUGCAAUAUAAAGACGCAACAUCAAAAGUUACUUUGAUGGAGAGAAGCUUUUAUUAUGAAUAAUCUGUACAAAGAAAUAUAUACUAAUAGAGUUGAGUGUAUACUAACAGAGUUGAUGGGGGAUUAGUUCUGCUUACUCCAGUUCUACAUAGCCAGCCAGGGAUUUCUAUGCAACGGCAUCAGAUCCCAACAGGUAGAGCAGGGGUUUCAUUUAAGCCUUUAUGUUUUAUGAAUGAACUUUGUAUCUGUGCAGUAUUUGAAGGAAUCAGUGCGUUCAACAAACUAUGCAGCGGCAGAUUUGUUGCAUUAAAUAUGACAUCUGCAAAUGUCAUACAUGUAUUUUAAAAAGCAAUUGAACCAUGGGUACGGGUUUUAUUGGGAAAUUGUGCUAUACAGAGAUGGUGGAGACAUUAAGAAGGGAUUGAAGGGCUCUACUGAGCCAGUGCAAUUUUAGAAACAGCUUUAAAAGCACAUUUUCUUACUGAACCAAGCCUAAAUUGGAGAAAGUAGGAAGGCACACACUAUAAUCACAAAAUGGCUCUAAUCCAUUUAUUUUAAGCCACAGAUGUCCUGAAGCAAGGCCUACCAGCACAGGGAUAGGUCACUUACUAGGAAGCGACACCGUUAAGAAGCCUCACCGCCAGUGCCUGACAGUCUGCCAGCUGUGCUAAGCUGGGAACAAGGACUAGCUCAGCUCUGCAACUUUUUCUUCAGAUCCCCAAAAAUCUUAUGAACAAAGAAAUGAACAUUUUGCUUUACUUAAUGUACCUUAAUGAGCACAUCAGGUCAGAAAUGGAUUGGCCUUACCUAA